AGCUGGAAGCUGGACAACCGCAACAUCCUCUACACCAACCAGGACAUCUCGUACGAGUGUCCCACCAACACCAUGUGCCGGUGCGCCAGCCUACCCAAUCAGACGGCCCUGCUCGAGAUCAACUGCAACGAGGUGUCGCUGUACAAAUUUCCCGAGUUUCUCCACGGGACGAUAAAGCACAUCGACAUGUCACGCACCUUCAUCCACAACGUGGACGACGAGACGUUCCAGGGGCUGCGGCUCGAGUCGCUGAAGCUGGUGGACAACAAAAUACAGGAUAUUUCCGAAAAGAGCUUCAACUUCAUGCAGCACUCGCUGGUUUCGCUGGAUCUCUCAGACAAUCAACUGCAGGGCCUGCCGCUGGAUUCGCUGAAAAAUGUCCACAGCCUAAGCCGAUUAGUAGCCCAGAGGAACAACAUCCACCACCUGGACGGCAACUGGGGCGGGCUGGCGGACUCGCUGCGCAGUUUACACAUUUCCGGCAACUCCAUCUCGGAGGUCUCGUUUUACACGCACGACGAGAAGCGUCAGAACCACACGGCUCCGAACUCGCAGGCUUCGAUGAUAAACGCGAAACUCUUCUCGGCCGCCACCCAGCAAACGGGGACGGGUGCAUCGGGACAGCCGCCGCAGCAGCAGCAACAGCAGCAAGGCAGUAAGCCGUUCGCGAAGCUGAAAAAGCUCGUCUGGCUCGACAUCAGCUCGAACCGGAUCGCCCACAUCAGCCCGAACACGUUCCCCAGGUCACUGGUAACGAUCGAUCUGUCCAAGAACCUACUCACCCAGUUCCCGACCGCCUUCCUGGAGCACCUGCACGAUCUGCGCGUCCUGUCGCUGCGGGACAAUCUGAUUGCGAAGCUCGGCGGUGGCGGUGGGCCGGGCCCGGAACCGCCCGUCCCCGUGCGGAUCCGGCUGGAGAAGCUGGACCUGAGCCUGAACCAUGUCGAGGAGCUGCCGCCGCAACUGUUCAACGGCAGUGUGCGGAUAAAGGCAAUCAAUUUCGAUAAAAACUUCAUCCGCCACCUACCGGCCGACUCGUUCCAGGGCCUGAACAUCGUGCACAUGGUGCUGGCGUUCAAUUUCAUCGAGUCGGUCGAUGCGUUCGCCUUCGCGACGCUCGAGAACAGCCUCGAAUACCUGGACCUGGAGCGCAACCGGUUGACGGUGGUGCCGGCGGCCAUCGGCAGUCUGAAUCGGCUGCGCUACCUCUACCUGACGUCCAACGAGCUGAGCAGCGUUCCGGAUGGGCCGCACGGGUUACUUCCCGGCACGCUGAAGGUGCUGUCGUUGAGUGGCAACAAUUUCACCGCCAUUCCGGUGGACGGACUAAUUAAUUGCACCGAGCUGUCGUACCUGAACAUGGGCUACAACAAAAUCACCGACAUCGAGGAGGGCGCCUUCGGCGGGUGGGGCGCCAACCUGCAGACGUUGUUGCUGCGCAACAACAAAAUCACCAGCCUCGGGUACGGUGCGUUCGGUGGGCUCGAGACGAUCAAGGAAAUUAGCCUCAGCUUCAACGGCAUCCACCACGUGCACCCGAACGUGUUCGAUAACGUGUCCUCGACGCUCAAGAUCCUGGAACUGUCGUUCGGCAUCUACCGGCAGGAGUACCCGGGCGAGGCGCUCUCCGUGCUCACGGAGCUAAUGUGGCUCGGGCUGGACAACAACAACCUAAAGUCCCUGCCGGACGAUGCGCUGGCCAGCCUGGGGCAGCUGACGUACAUCAAUCUGGCGUUCAACCGAAUUGUGGCCAUCCCGCGCUCGCUGUUCCGCUCGGAAGUCCACCGAAAUCUGGUCGAGAUUGAUUUGUCGUUCAACCACCUGGAGGAGCUGCCGAGUCUCACGUUCGACAGUCUGGAGUUGAUUCAGAUCAUCAAUCUGUCGUCGAACAAAAUCCGGGCGGUCCAGAAGAAUGCGUUCCACGAUCUGCCGUACCUGACGUACGUGGACAUGUCCUGCAAUGGGCUGCAGAAUGUUAGCGAGGGUGCGUUCAGCUUUCUGCCCAGUCUGCUGAGUGUCGAUCUGAUGCACAACGAGCUGUCGGUGCUGUCACUGAAGGUGUUCCGCCAGGUCUCGAACGCCACCACCCCGAUGAGGCUGAACAUUAGCAGCAACGCGAUGGAGCUACUCGACGGGGACGUCAACUCGCUGCUGUACGUUUACUCCCUGGACGCUAGCCACAAUCAGCUACAGGAAACGGCCGCCUUCCGGGCGUUGGCCUUUUCGCUGCGUAUCCUGUAUCUCAACUGGAACAACCUAACGGCGCUGGGUAACCAUGCGUUCGGUGAUCUGCAGAUCCUGGAGGUGUUGAACUUGGCCCACAACAACAUCAGCUCGUUGCGACGUCGUAGCUUCGCGGGGCUCGCCAACCUGCAGGAGUUUGAUCUGAGCCACAACCGGAUCGAGAGUCUGCAGAUCGAGCAGUUUUCGCCGUUGAAAAAAUUGCGUCUCCUCAAGCUCAACAACAACCGGCUGCGUACGAUCCCGCGCGAUUCGUUCCUGAACACGCGCAUCGAGUAUCUGGACCUGUCCAACAAUCAGUUCACGACCUGGCAGGCGACCGCGUUCGCCGAUAUCGGGUUUACGCUGCGCUCGAUUCAGUUCGACAACAAUCUGCUCGAAUUUCUGGACCCGUACAUGUUCACGAGCACCCAGUUUCUGCUGGAACUCAGCCUGGCCGGCAAUCUGAUCAAGACCGUCACGGAAAACUCGUUCGCCAACCUCAACAAUCUGACCGUGCUCGAUCUUAGCUACAACCAGCUGAUGCCGGUCAACUUCCGGGAGUUGUUCGUGAACGUGCCACGGUUGCGUGUGCUGAGCCUGCGUGCGACCGGCAUCUACCGUCUGCCGACCCUGGCGUUGCCCCAGCUGGCAUCGCUCGAUGUCGGCGAGAACAACCUGCAGGAGAUCGAGUCGCAGGAGGAACUGUACCUGCUGCGCGAGCUGCGCAUCGAGGAGAACAAGAUUAGCAACAUCUCGAACUUGCUGCGCAACCUGCCGGCGUCGUUGCGUGUGCUGGACGUGUCGCGGAAUCCGAUCCGGAAGAUUUCGUUCCACGACUUUGCGCUCUCGCGCCGACUGGAGGAACUGUUCAUCGAGGACAUCAAAAUCGCCAACUCGGACGUGUUCAUCAAACUGCACAAUCUGAAGCGGCUCCGGAUCGGGGCGCAACACAACUUCAGUGAUCUCAUCUCGAAGUUGCGCGGUCUGCAGGAGCUGUACGUCACCGUGUACGAUGAGCAUCUGGGAGACGGGCUGUUUACGUCGCGGAUGCACUCGAACACCAAACUGAACGUGGUGGAAAUCACCGGCCGCCGGCUGGUGUCGAUUUCGAGCAACGCCUUCGAGGGACUCGCCCGGAAUCACGAGUUGAAGCUGCGGCUCCACAACACCCUGGUGAACGAUCUGCCUCCGGGGGUUUUCUACGCCCUCAAGUACAUCCCACGGUUGAGCAUCGAUCUGUCGGACAACCUGCUGGCGGCGCUCGCCCCGGACAGUUUCUACCCCAACACCAGCUCCUGGGAUGCGGUGGGGACGCGCAGCGUCAUCGGGGGCCUCGACGUGUCCAACAACCCGCUCCAGUGCGAGUGUGGCUUGGUGUGGCUCGGUCACUGGCUACGCCGAUGGCUUCGCGAGACGGCGCAAGUCAACCUUAUAUCGAAGGACGAGAUGAAACAAAUGAUCCGGCGAGCAAAGAAGAGCACCUGCACGGAUCCACUGACCGGGCGGCGGUUACCGUUCCUGGAGAUCUUCCCCGAGGACCUGCUGUGCCACGCGAGCGCGCUGAGCAGUUUAGCGCUGAAGCUACGCUUUCGGUUUAUGCUAAUCUGCCUCAACAUGCUGCUAAUAGUGCUGCACAAAUCGCGGACACUGAUACUGUAA
Molecule: messenger RNA, 3882 nt
Organism: Anopheles cruzii
Lineage: Eukaryota; Metazoa; Arthropoda; Insecta; Diptera; Culicidae
Product: chaoptin
Exons: 5
Coding region: 73-3882 (1269 amino acids)
Cellular component (GO): extracellular matrix
Molecular function (GO): protein binding
Source: RefSeq, a predicted model, not a curated record